AUGGUAAUGGUACCACAUACACUAGGCACUACCUGGCGCUGGAGUGAGGAUUCCCACAUUCCAUUUUGCUAUAUGGAUGCAUCAGGCAUGGUCCAGUCUCUUGACCCCCAGACAACUAGCUCGGCAGGUUUAGGAAGAACAAUCAUCGCCCCUCCUAUCAUGCCAAUGGACUCUUUCUCCGGUAGCUCUUUCAUCAUGAAUGGUCAUCAACAAAUUUCACAAAAUGCAUACGGUUUCACAUCUUAUACCAACGGAAGUUCAACCAAUCUCAUUACCACUUAUGGAGCCAAUUAUAUUCAGCCACGAUCUCUUCCUCCUAUGAUACAAUCCUUUUCUCAUUCGCCAAAAGAGGUAAUCUUUGACGAAAGCCAUCGCCAAGGAUUCAUUGAAAGCACAUCUCCAAGCCAAAGUCCUCAGAUUAAACCAGAACCUUCAUGGAAGAAAACUACAAGAUGUCAGCCAGAGAAAACCCCGAAAGCAUCACGGCCUAACAAAACCAUAAAUCCUCCUCCCCUUACCGGCUCUAAUGAGGCACAUAUCGGAACCACAGCAGUAGAUCGACUUAUGAAGAUCAUUCAAGACAAGGCAAGAACAUCAAAAUCACCAUCACCCUCUGUUUCUGAAAGUACAUCUGUGGUAGGUUCACCCCACACACUCUAUAAUCACGACUACAUCUCUGCAUAUGAGGAAGAAAAGCAAAUUCUCACAUCUGUUAAGGUCCAUGAUGAAUCAGGACGCUCCAAAGUACCAAAGAAAAGGUUUCGAUGCACCUUUGAAGGCUGCAUGUCGAGAUUUUUACAGAAAGCACAGUUGGAAAUUCAUGUCCGUAAACAUACCGGUGAGACACCAUAUGUAUGUGGAUAUGUUCAAUGCAAGCGAAGAUUCACACAACAAGGCAAUCUCAAUAUCCACCUAGAUCGUCACCGUGGUAUACGACGCUACCCUUGUGAGAUAUGCGGAAAACGUUUCGGACAACGAAGCAAUUUAGAUGCUCAUAGAAUCGUUCAUACGGGCAUCAAACCCUUUUCAUGCAAACUCGAUGGAUGUGGGAAAAGAUUCACACAAAGGGGUAACCUCAAGUCCCACCACAACAAAUUUCAUCGUCAGACCCUCGAAAGACUUCAAUCCCAACUCAUCAACGGUGAAAUCGACAUCGAAGCCAACAAAGAAUUUUGGUCAUACUUCUUCAACCUCUACAAGAACAGCAACAAGGGAAUUAAAGGACGAGGAAAAGAUCGAAACAUCAGUCCUCGAAGUCGUUCUUCCAGGAAUAGUCAUGCAAGUACUGGUUCCAAUGCCAGUCGAUACGUCUCGCCAAACAUGCGAAGUUGUCAUGGCUUGAUGGAUACUGAUGGUGCAUCAUACAGCGAUGCAACGAUGUACGAUUCCGAUGGCAGUAUGCGAAGUCACACGAGUGGAAGUAUGAGUGUGAAUAGUAGUUUUAGUUCUGGGACUACUGAUUCUACGGCUUCUACCUAUUCGAAUUUCUCAGAUGAUAUCGCGACGGAUUAUCAGGAUCCGCAUGCUAGGAAUGUAAGAGGGGAUUUGGCUUUUCGUGUUACGAGAGAUGUCGAGAUGAAAAUGAGCACACAAGACGAAAAUACGGAAAUGAAAGGACGAACGGCGGUUUUACAUUCUUUUAUUAUCAUUAUCAUCAUCAUCACCAUUAUCACACAACACAGCACAACACCGAACACGAAUAUCCCACCCAAAAAAGCGAGAUGUAUUUUUAUUGAACGCAUCAAUCUAUUCCUCACUCAUCAAUCAUCAUGA
Sclerotinia sclerotiorum 1980 UF-70 is the source of this 1773-nucleotide messenger RNA. RefSeq lists its product as hypothetical. Gene Ontology annotation, cellular component: nucleus. Lineage: Eukaryota; Fungi; Ascomycota; Leotiomycetes; Helotiales; Sclerotiniaceae. Bases 1 to 1773 code for a protein of 590 amino acids. The transcript has 5 exons. Gene Ontology annotation, molecular function: RNA polymerase II cis-regulatory region sequence-specific DNA binding; DNA-binding transcription factor activity, RNA polymerase II-specific. Gene Ontology annotation, biological process: regulation of transcription by RNA polymerase II. The record is from RefSeq and is a predicted model, not a curated record.